Messenger RNA from Zootoca vivipara (common lizard), 5442 nucleotides. It is a transcript of the gene CSGALNACT1, whose product is annotated as chondroitin sulfate N-acetylgalactosaminyltransferase 1. Gene Ontology annotation, molecular function: glucuronosyl-N-acetylgalactosaminyl-proteoglycan 4-beta-N-acetylgalactosaminyltransferase activity. The record is from RefSeq and is a predicted model, not a curated record. Gene Ontology annotation, cellular component: Golgi cisterna membrane. Lineage: Eukaryota; Metazoa; Chordata; Lepidosauria; Squamata; Lacertidae.
UGCCUGGACAAUUUGGGUUUUAUGAAUUUUUCUCUUCAGAUGCGAGUUGAUGUGAGGAUAUCUUCUUGACCAGUUCAUUCCAUGAGGCUGGGUUCUCUCUUCCCCGCCUCCCAGCACACACUCACCUUCCUGUUUUCUGUCAGGAAACUGGAAAUGAACACAAGGCUCUCAUUGCAGAUCUGCGCCUGAACUCCUGACCAUUUGACAGUCAAGUGCUGCCCUAGCAAGCGGCGUUUGCAACUAGGUGGCGAGUUAGCAAUGCUCAGGAAUUAAAAAGCCGGUGAGCCUUAAGUGUGGGUUUUAAAAAAUCUUUGCAUUUUGAAGAAGUCUUCCGUGAUCUCCGGUGUGUCUUAUGAAAGAUAAUAAAUUAUCCUCAUUUUGAAAAGUUGGAACAAAGUUACAUCUUGCAUCUCUCAGAAGACAGCAACGCCCAGCAGCAUGGAAAGUACAUGUAGGACAUUUGCUUACAAUUUUGCAAGUAACAAAGAAUUUUAGGACAGUCAAUUUUGGAAGAUGUAUACUUUUGAAUUCCAUACCUGUCUAGUAAUUUCCUUGUAACCUGUACUUGCAUGGUACGGUAGGCUUUUAUCUGAAAUGCUUUGGCUUUUUUAAUUUUUAAAUUGAUCAAAACAGCAGUGCACUUUUUAAAGGAAAAGCAGACGAAGAAAAUACUCCUUUCUCUAAUCUCUGACAGAGGGCGCCAUCUGAUUUUUUAACUGGAUGUGCCAAGGAACUUGGGCCUUUCAGAGGUUGCUGAGCCAUGCUCACCCCCUGCACCCCCAAGGAUGAACAAUAAGAAAUUUACAAGAUCGCUCUCCAUUGCUGCCAGCCAACAAGACUGAAACGGCAUCGGCUGAUGCCAUUGAGUUGCCUCACACUGUUGCCUUUUUACGCUUGCCUUUUGAUGCGUGCAAUGCUGCCCUGUUCCCUCCACAUUACCUGCGUGCCGCUAAGAGAGCAUUCGUCAACGAAUCCAGGUGUGCCCAUGCACGCAGCUUGCAAACUGGGUCCUGGGAAAAGCUGCUGCAGACCUUAGACCCGGCACAGGAGGGAUAUGUGGGCGCUGCCGCCAGAUGCUUAGCAGAACAUGGUUCGCCGAGGGAUCGUGGCAUGGCUCCCUCGGGUGGCCGUUCUGCUGGUGGUCCUCUGUUGUGCGGUGUCCGUGCUCUACAUGCUGGCCUGCACCCCGCGAGGGGACAACCAGCAGCUUGCCUUCCCCAGAGUCAACAGCCCCACGGGAAAAGAGGAGUACCAGGCCAUCUUGCAGGAAAGGGAAGAGCACCACUGGGACUACAUCAGCAGCCUGAAGAGGCAGAUUGCAGAGCUGAAGGAUGAGCUCCAGGAGAGGAGCCAGCAGCUGAAGAACAUGCAAGGCCACAGCACGGACUCGUUGGGAGUGGGGAUAGACCAGCGGGACCCCGAGAAGCCCCAGAAAGCCCUCUUGCAGUUCCUGCAUUCCCAGGUUGACAAAGCCGAGGUGCACACGGGGAUGAAGCUGCCCAACGAGUAUGCCGCGGUGCCCUUUGAGAGCUUCACCCUUCACAGAGUGUACCAGCUGGAGAUGGGUCUGACGCGUCACCCCGAGGAGAAGCCGGUGCGGAAGGACAAGCGGGAUGAGUUGGCGGAGGCUAUUGAGCUGGGCUUGGAGACUUUGAACAGUCCAGAGAGAAACAGCAACACAAACCGCCGGGCGUAUUCCCCCUCUGACUUCAUAGAAGGCCUUCGCCGGACAGAGAGAGAUAAAGGCACCCUGUACGAGUUGAUAUUCAAGGGAGGCAAAGCAUAUGAAUUCGAGCGAAUUGUCCUAUUCAGACCGUUUGCCCCCAUCAUGAAAGUUAAGAAUGAAAACCUCAAUAUGGCCGACACCCUUAUCAAUGUCGUAGUCCCACUGGCUAAAAGAGCCAGCAAGUUUCGGCAAUUCAUGCAGAAUUUCAGGGAGAUGGGCAUAGAGCAGGACAUGAGAAUUCACCUCACUAUAGUUUACUUUGGGAAAGAACAAAUGAGCGAGGUCAAAGGAAUCCUUGAAAACACUUCCAGAUCAGCCAACUUCAAGAAUUAUACCUUCAUUCAGCUGAACGAAGAGUUCUCAAGAGGGAAAGGCCUGGACGUGGGUGCACGGUUUUGGAAAGGAAGCAAUGUUGUCCUCUUCUUCUGUGACGUAGAUAUAUACUUCACAGCAGAAUUCCUCAACACAUGUAGACUGAACACACAACCAGGGAAGAAGGUGUUUUACCCAGUUCUUUUCAGCCAGUAUAACCCAGGCUUAAUUUAUGGACACCAUGAUUCCAUUCCACCUGUAGAACAGCAGUUGGUUAUAAAAAAGGAGACAGGGUUUUGGAGAGACUUUGGUUUUGGAAUGACUUGCCAAUACCGCUCUGAUUAUAUCAACAUUGGAGGAUUUGAUCUCGGCAUCAAAGGGUGGGGAGGAGAAGAUGUACAUCUGUACCGCAAAUACCUUCACAGCAACCUCCUUGUGGUCAGGACGCCUGUCCGGGGCCUCUUCCACCUCUGGCAUGAAAAGCACUGCCUGGACGAGCUGACCCCGGAGCAGUACAAAAUGUGCAUUCAGUCCAAGGCCAUGAAUGAAGCCUCUCAUGGCCAGCUGGGGAUGCUGUUCUUCAGGCGGGAGAUCGAGGCUCAUCGGCGCAAGCAGAAAGCAAGCCAUAAGAAGUCUUGAAGCCAAAGAAGGCCUUACUUGGAGAUAAAGACCAAGAACCUCAAUAGCUGACUCAGAAGGGUGUUCCCAAAACCACACUCGCAGGAGAGGAAAUGCUCUUCUCUUGGUUAUUCCUUGCGGGGCUUUUGAUACCACCUUAGCCUUUUAUCUGUGCCACACUGCAGCAUUGGGCGAUGCCAUUGUGGCAUGGAGAAUAGCUUUCCCCCAACCCCUCAACGGUUUGAUAUUUGAAGGACAAACAAAAUGGUUUUCCAAACUUUUGACUGAUGCUGCAAUAGGAUGACACAAAGCUUUACAUUUUAUCAAAUGGGUAGCGAGGUGCUCCUAAACUUGGAUUGAAUGAAAUCCCAGGUUGAUCUUUACAGAGUGGAGGCCAGAGGAGCCUGCAAUGUUGAAAUGAGCUUACUGACGAUAGCCCCGAUCCAGUUUUUUCUAGACCAGUGGCCCUAGAUAGGGAAUGCACACACAUAUCUGGGCCACGUGCGCAACCAACCCAAUUCAACAGGCGUUAUUAGAUAAGCACCAUAACACAAUGACUGGGGUCCGGGUCCGGGCUCUCUUGCCAGACAAGCAUUUAGAUGUUUAUCCAACGACUCCUAGCAGCAAGAAAGCGAACAAUGAAAGUGGAAUGUAUUAGCUCUAUAUGGAAGCCAACACCAUUAUCACAAUUCUCUCUCUCUCUCUCUCUCUCUCUCUCUCUCUCUCUCUCUCUCUCUCUCUCUCUCUCUCUCUCUCUCUCAUAUACACCCACCCACACGCCUCAGAAAGCCAUAUCUUCUGAACUUCUGCGGAGUCAGUAAAGAUAAUAUGGUCACUUUUCCUUGAGUGCUAUCAGCUACAGUAUCCUUCUUUGCUUAUCCUCAACAGCACACUUUGGGUUUUGUGUCCCUUUGUGCACACUUAACAUGCAAAGAGCUGCUGAGAUGUAGCACAAUUUUAACGGAAUUGCAAAAUGUUUUUGUGAAUAGAUCUAACGUCGUCAAGUGGAUUGGUAAAUAAAGCCAAGAGGGCCUUUUACCUAGAAGCACCAGUCCUGACUUGCACUGAACCUCAUACAGUUUGGAGACAUUAAGGAGAGAUGGAUUUAACAGACAAUGAUUUUUUUGUCUAUGACUUGACAUUAAUAUUAGCUGACUUGGAUUUUUCUUACUCUUACGCGCUUGAGGUUCCAGCCUUUCAAACAGAGCAUCAUUUAAAUACAGACACAGAUGAAAAUAGAAGGUAUAUAUUUCCUGACAUACUGGUACCUAGCUGUACAAACAAUUAGAUAAUACUGAUAAUUGAAAAGCAAGGCUCUAUAGUGGAGCCUUGUCCAGAUUCUGCACAUAGAAGGCAAAUAGUCUCUUUUAAAAUUUCAGCCACUUUGUCUUUCAUUUUGGCAAAUCUUGAUCCAGAGUUUCUCACUCCAGGCCCCUGCAGACAAGCAGUAUUUUUUAUUCUGCAACAUGUUACUGACUCAAUAAUAGUGCAUUUAGCGAUGGAUUUAUACUGGACCGUCCACACAUGAUUCCACUUUAUUAGUCGUUCUGCGCUGCUUCCUCAAUGGUAUUGCAGUGGCUGCUGUCUGGAGGGGCGCUCUUUGUACUAUAGCUCUACCAAAGCAGGACAAAGAAUAAACUGGAACAUUUCUGGUACAAAAAGUGACAGGACUUUGGGAAAAAGUAACGGGAAGUGCACUGAUUGGAAAGGAAGCAGUGUGUCCACCCUGAAACGUUUGAAGGCACAAACAGUAUUGGAAGUGGAAUCAAGUACGUACAACUUUCCCAAUCCCAUCAUGAAGGCACAAUGGGGGCCCAGCCACACUUUUCCGUUUCACCCCUCGGUUCAGUGCUAAACCACAGGUUUUCUGGGGGAAAGCAGUGGGGCAAAGGCAAAACCACCCAGACCCUGCUUUCAAGGCACAGGGGAAGAAGCGUGAGUCUAAAAACGGUGGCCCUCCACAGUGAAUUGAAGAACACAAUUAAAAUGGGAUUCAGGCAAUGGACGAGUCCAUUCCUUUACAGAGAGACGGCUUGGUUAAAAAACCCACAACAUCUCCCAGCAAAAAAAUAGCAACACUCCUUUUUAGCAGCCCUAUUUCCAUACCAAGAGCCGGCAUUCAAAAUCCCCAUCAUUGCACCCGCAACACAUGAGCAUCCAUUGCGAAGGACUGUUCUUUUAUCUGCUGAUCAUUUACUCUGCAACAGUCUGUAAUGCAUUGGGUGCUGAAGCAGGUAGUAUGUCUGUCUGGACGGCUGUGGAGUAAUGAAAGGCAAACAGAGCGUGGGGACAAAUUUCCCUUCAUGCACGCUGGAGUCACUUAGCAUCUGCCACCUGCAGAGACUGAGCGUCUAGCGAGUUCUGGAGAGGGCUGAAACUGGGAGAACUCUCCUGCAUGGAUGUGCCACACUGGCAGGUUUUAAAGGCACCCCAACAACUGCAAAGACAAAAUGGGGAUAAGCCAGGGGGGACAGGAUUUCACCGGGGUCUGAUUGCAGGAAAUGCAGGCAGUUUGAAGAUACGAACAGAGGCCUUACUGCUCUUGUCCACAUUCACUUGCCACUGGCUAAUGGGAGCAACCCUAUUUCUGCAUUUGUGGCUUUCGCUAAUAAUACAACCCUUUCAAGUAUUUACAGGAAAUGUGAAUUACACUUUGGAAAUGUUCUAUGUCGCCUGAUUGAACAGGAAUACACAAGGGCAGGAUUCAGCCUGAACAAAGGUGUCUAUGGAAAGUUUUAAUUGCUGUAAUUAUCUUUCAAAAUAGAUUUAUUCUUUUUGCUAUUUUC